Molecule: messenger RNA, 2037 nt
Organism: Solea senegalensis (Senegalese sole)
Lineage: Eukaryota; Metazoa; Chordata; Actinopteri; Pleuronectiformes; Soleidae
Product: growth factor receptor-bound protein 2-like
Exons: 4
Coding region: 16-693 (225 amino acids)
Molecular function (GO): protein binding
Source: RefSeq, a predicted model, not a curated record
AGGAAAUCGUUUGUUAUGAAGCUAAAUUUAGCACUGUGGUUGCAUUCCAUUGUUGAUACUUGUUUGUGGCACUACCCAGAACUAAUUCUCUCUCUCUCUCUCUUUUGUCAACACCAGGUAUUAAAUGAAGAGUGUGAUCAGAACUGGUACAAGGCAGAGCAUAAUGGAAAAGAUGGCUUCAUUCCCAAGAAUUACAUAGAGAUGAAAGCCCAUCCGUGGUUCUUCGGGAAGAUUCCCCGGGCCAAAGCAGAGGAGAUGCUAAACAAACAGCGGCACGAUGGGGCCUUCCUCAUCAGAGAGAGUGAGAGUGCGCCUGGAGAUUUCUCCCUCUCUGUGAAGUUUGGAAAUGACGUCCAGCACUUCAAGGUUCUUCGUGAUGGGGCUGGAAAGUAUUUCCUAUGGGUGGUGAAGUUUAACUCACUCAACGAGCUGGUGGAAUACCACCGCACCUCCUCGGUCUCUCGCAAUCAGCAGAUCUUUCUGAGAGAAAUAGAGCAGGUCCACCAGCAUCCCACAUAUGUGCAGGCACUCUUCGACUUCGACCCCCAGGAGGAGGGAGAGCUGGGUUUCCGACGCGGCGACUUCAUCCAAGUCCUGGACAACUCUGACCCUAACUGGUGGAAAGGAGGCUGCCACGGCCAAACGGGCAUGUUCCCCCGUAACUACGUCACCCCUGUCAAUCGGAACAUGUAAAACAGUCAGACCAUGUAAACAAGAACAACAACCACAACACGGCAACCAUCACCACCACCACCACCACCAUCAUCAUCUUCAUCAUCAUCUUUGAUCUUCAUCAGCCCCCACCUGACCCAUUUAAGCCCCUCCCCAUCCACCACUCUUGGCCAUUCCACAGUAACAGGAGCAGACAGGAAGAACGCAAACAACUGAAAGAGAGAUGAGACAGGGUAGGUGCUGUUGUAGGCGUCUCUGUGUGGGUGGCAGCUGAGCACAAUCAACUUUAACUUGUGCUAAGAAUGUUCACCACCCCAGUGAUCGCCACGGUGACGAUUCAACUGUCUUUGAGGGAAAUCAGAAUGCAGAGAAACUAAAGCGUAGUGCACCAACCAUCAAGAUAAAUGAUUCUACCACUCCCGCAGCUGCUUCUGUCUUCUCCUAAACUUCCUAACAUUCUGCCUUUCUUUUUGUCUCCCUUCUUUUGCCGCAUGUUGUUUUAAUCUCCUAAAUGAAAUGCCUACCGAUGAAAUCCUAACUCUGUUUUAAAGAAAAUGAAAUUAAAAAUAUAAAAAAGAAAUGGUUUUUAAAAAAAAAAAAUGUACAAAGAAGAGAGGAAAGAAAAGAUGCCAUCUACAAGUACAGCAAGUUUCCAUGUUUAAGUUCAUUGGCAUGUGAGCAUUGUACAUCAGCCACUGGCUGUAUAAAUAAAUCAACUAUAGAGAGAAUCCAUUUUUUAAGAAUAUAUAUUAUAUAUUUGUAUGUGUUUGUCUGUUUUACCUCUCAUCAAAUUGUUUUUUUUUUUCCUCCAUUUGUAAAUUAUGUUCAAUCCUUAUGUUAGUCUGGAUAAGACCUAGUAGCUCUAGAAUGUGCUGAAUUGUCAGUCAAGUUACCUUUUUUUUGUUUUUUCUGAAUCUAUCUGAGGGCUCUCAGAUAAAACAGCAUGCUAUUCAAGAGUCAUACAAGUUCCAGCAGGAAAAAGAUUUUGCUUGUGUAUAAUAAGAAGAAAUUAGGAGAAACCUGAGAAGAAACACUUCUUGUCACAAAGAUAACAUUGACCAGCAAGUAGAGCCACAAAUGCUGCAAGAGCUGUUGUAUUACAAAGCCCCUCGUAAAAGGUCGGACACCUUUUCAAAGCCUAUGUAUUUAUUGCAGCCGUUUUACUUGGGCAGUGAAUGUAGCUUACUGAGGCCAUAGACAUUACAAUGAGGGAAGCAAGGUCAGAGAACUGAACUACACAAACCAUGCAAGGGAUUUUUAGGAAAAGACACGCCAAGUUGGCAAUGUUGUCAAUAUUCACUUAAAAAGACAGACAGUUGUAUGAGGACAUGUACAGGUAGUUAUCAUGCAUACUCGAACAGUCAU